AUGUCUUACCUACCGUACAGUAAAACCUUGUACCAAUCAAGUAGCCACCUACAUCUACUUGAGUUCCCAUCGAAAUAUCUACGAUCCAACAGAGGGACAAUAUACCCUCUGGCAAUUGAUGAUAUCACCACAGCGCCCUACCUCCGCGAUCCAUUUGGUACAGCUACGAUACACGACUACGUUCAUGCUUGCCGCACGUGCUCGGGCUUAGGUAGCGGUCAGUACAACAGUUUGUGCACUUUUGCUGGUGUAGGCUUCUUUGUUGAUGGCUGUGAAUGGGCUGUGGGGAUAGGCAUGGGUGGGGUUGUUUUUGUGUCGAGUGACUCGAGUCUGAGGGUAUUGAUUUUGAUUUUGGCCUCUGAGAUGAAGCUAUCCAUGUCCUCGAGACUUGAGAGCGGUCGGUCUGAAGUUGUGUCCAUGCGCUGGGCUUUCGGAAAGCGUUCCGGUACGGUAGAUCCCAAGUCUCCCCUCGACGAAGUAACAGUCAGCAAUUUGUUUCCCACCUGCAUCAGCAAACCAACUUGGACUCUUGCGAUUAGCCAUACGACGAGCGUGAUACAGGCAACAAUGCAGGAAACGGAUUAUCUGAUAGUGGGUGCAGGGCCUGCAGGCGGUGCACUAGCCUGUUUCCUGGGCUACCAUGGACUUGCGGGUGUCAUGAUUGCAGCUGCGCCCGGGACCUCGCAGACGCCGCAAUGUCUGCGGGAUAUCGGGCUGGAAGGGGAGGUGACGAAGGUUGGGUCGAAGCAUGGUUGCAUGGAGCAUACGAGAUGGUGCCGUUCCAUGGCUGGUGAGGAGUAUGCGCGGAUUCAUUCCUGGGGCCAUGACCCGAAGCGCAAGGGCGAUUACGACGCGGCCAGUCCUUGCGACCAUUUGGAUGUCCCCCAGACCAUUCUCGAACCCAUAUUGGUCAAGUACGCCCAUGAUCACGGGUUUCCCUGCCAGUUCAACACGGCCCUGGUAUCCUUUGUUCAAGAGGGCCAGAGGUAUGUUUGCGAGGUCAAGGAUUCGAUUUCGAGCGAGACUCGCAAGAUUCGCACAAAGUACCUUUUUGGCUGUGAUGGGGGACGCAGUGUCAUCAUCCGCCAGCUCGGUAUUCCUUUGAUCAAGAAGCCGCAGCAGGGAAUUGCCAUCAAUGUGCUGGUGGAAGCAGAUCUGAGCCAUUUGAUGGAGACUCGGACGGGGAACUUGCACUGGGUCAUGGACCCCGAGACGGACUAUCCGGCCUUUGGUAAAAUGGCUCUUGUACGAAUGGUCAAGCCUUGGACUGAAUGGAUGUUCAUCCUCUUCCCCGAACCCGACCAAGACCUAUCCCGGGAACCCACGCAAGAAGAAUAUCUUGCCCGCGUCCAGGAGCUCAUUGGCGACUCAAACAUCCCCGCCAAAAUCAAGGACAUUUCGAAAUGGUACAUCAACGAGACAGUCGCAGAAUACUACUCCAAGGACAACAUCUUCUGCCUCGGCGACGCCGUCCACCGACACCCGCCCUUCAACGGUCUCGGCUCAAACACCUGCAUCCAAGACGCCUUCAACCUGUCGUGGAAAAUCGCCGCCGUCGUCAAAGGCCUCGCCUCCCCGUCCCUCCUCUCUUCCUUCUCCCCAGAGCGCCAACCCGUCGGUGCCACCAUCGUCGCCCGCGCAAACCAGGGUUUCCGCGACCACACCGCCAUCUGGGACGCCCUGGGCCUGCUCUGCGCCACAAAACCCGACCGCAUCGCCGCCUUUGCCGAACUGCGCACCCCAACACCCGGUGGCGCAAAGCGACGGGCCGCACUUCGCGAGGCGAUUCAAGGCACAGAAAGGGAGUUCCACGGCGUGGGCGUGGAAAUGAAUCAGCGUUAUGUUUCCGACGCCGUGUACUUGGAUGACGAAGGCCCGCGGCCCCCACUCCCCAGUGAUCCAGUGCUGCAUCAUGAAAUUACCACGUACCCUGGUAGUCGGGUCCCACAUGCCUGGCUCAACACCCGCGUUCCAGGCAAACAGUUUUCGACGAUUGAUCUGGCGGGCAAGCGGCGCUUUGCCCUCUUCACCGGCGUCGGCGGCGACCGGUGGAGGGAUGCGGCGAGGCGGGUAGGCGAGCAGCUGGGGAUCGAGGUGGGUGUAUAUAGUAUCGGCUGGUUCCAGGACUAUGAGGAUGUUUAUUUUGAUUGGGCGAGGCGGAGGGAGGUGGAUGACGAUGGGUGUGUGCUUGUGCGGCCGGAUCUGUUCGUGGCGUGGAGGAGUAAGGGCAUGAUUGCUGAUGCCGAGGAUAAGUUGGUGGCGGUUGUGAGGAGGAUCAUGGGGAGGCAGUGA
This is a messenger RNA of Plenodomus lingam JN3, 2292 nucleotides long. The record is from RefSeq and is a predicted model, not a curated record. NCBI's taxonomy places the organism in Eukaryota, Fungi, Ascomycota, Dothideomycetes, Pleosporales, Leptosphaeriaceae.